Messenger RNA from Populus nigra (black poplar), 1068 nucleotides. RefSeq names its product B3 domain-containing protein At2g31720-like. NCBI's taxonomy places the organism in Eukaryota, Viridiplantae, Streptophyta, Magnoliopsida, Malpighiales, Salicaceae. Bases 6 to 773 code for a protein of 255 amino acids. Gene Ontology annotation, molecular function: DNA binding. The record is from RefSeq and is a predicted model, not a curated record. The transcript has a single exon.
ACAAUAUGAAGAGAAGAUCCUACUUCUUCUCACCAUUUGAUAGGAGUACCAGUGCUGGAGAUAAGAUCGAAGCCCAGAGAAAGCAAAACAAAAUGAGAGGCAUAGCUGGGAAAGGAGAGGGUGUUAAGAGGUCGACAGCGAAUAAAAGGAAGGUUGCAAAGGUAAGCCUGAAGAAGUUGGGUUUUGAUCAACUAGAUUUCUCUGAUGAAAUAAGACCCCUGAUAUCAUGGCAAGAGGGUACUGACAAGGAUUUCAAGUUAAGAAUAACGAAAAAAUUGUUUCAAACUGAUAUGAGCGACUACCAUGAUCGUUUAUCAAUGCCUAUGAAUCAGAUAAAGGAUCUUGAAGGGUUUCUGAAUGAUGAGGAGAACAAGGAAUUGGCCAAACCCAAAUCAGAAACCCAGGGCAUUGAGGUGAAGCUGUUUGAUUUGUCAAGCGUCAGCCAUAGUACUACUCUUGGCCAUGAUGAUCAAAACGUCAAUAGUAUUAGGAUUGAAACAAUGCGUUUGAGGAAGUGGAACAUGAACACCAGCAGCUGCUACGUAUUAAAUACAAGCUGGAAUAGUGUACUGAAUAAGGGAGUGCUAAAGGAAAAUGACUUUGUGCAGAUUUAUUCCUUUAGGCGCAAUGAGAACCUAUGUUUUGUGCUGAUUAAGGUCAGUGAUGGACAAGGUUGCAGAGAUGGUGCAUUUGGAAACAGAAGCAACGCUAAUGAAGGGGAUUGUGCUAGCGUGAUCAGUAUUCAAGGAAAGAACGAAGAUGGGGCUAGCUAGUACAAGUACUCAUGAUCGCACAUAGAUGUCAUCGUCUAUAGAGAGGACAAAACUGCUAGCAUCGAUAAUUUUAGUACUUGAAAAGUUAGUUAGGUUGAGCAUUAUGACUUUAAGUCUCUUUUGAUGUAUUGGGAUUAAGUAUUUAGCUUUCAGUUUUGUUUUCCUGUCUCUCUUGUUACGUGUUUCUGAUUGUUUAUUCAAGAAUUUAGAUGACUUUUCAAGUAACUGUGAUCUGUGCUUCUUAAUUUAUGCGUGUAAUGUUACUGUGGAAUGUUGAAUUAUGAUUUCUGCAUAA